Messenger RNA from Aspergillus ibericus CBS 121593, 1614 nucleotides. Its product is annotated as putative alcohol dehydrogenase. The transcript is spliced from 2 exons. The record is from RefSeq and is a predicted model, not a curated record. NCBI's taxonomy places the organism in Eukaryota, Fungi, Ascomycota, Eurotiomycetes, Eurotiales, Aspergillaceae. Gene Ontology annotation, molecular function: oxidoreductase activity. Bases 246 to 1349 code for a protein of 367 amino acids.
CGAUAUUAGAGUACUCUUAUUUCUACGCUUCUGUUCCAAGUUUAUACUAUGCCAGUGUCUACAUACAAUCAUUCUUGCUGAUCAUCACCGCAAACAUCAAGCCAUUGAACCGCACAUCCUCGGCAACCGAUAACGGCCCAACAUCCCCGCACGCCAACCGAUAAGUGUUCGCAUUUAUCCCUUAUGCGCCUCCUUUCUACCAACACCGGAAGAACAGUACUUAGAUAGACAAGACAUACAUCAACAUGUCCAGAGCAAUCUUCAUCACACCCAUCGACGGCAAGCCCGGAAAACCUGGCCAAGUCUACUACCCCCUCACCGUGCAGACCCUCCCUCAACCCACCCCUCAAGGCCGGGAAGUUCUUGUGAAGCUCUCCGCCGCAUCCCUGAACCAUCGUGAUGUGUUCCUUCGUCAACAUCUCUACCCUGGGGUCACCUUUGAUGUACCCAUGGGUGCCGACGGGACGGGAACUGUCAUUGCCGCCGGCGAAGCGGUGCGCGAUCCGCAGCGCUGGAUCGGGAAGCGGGUGGUCCUCAACCCUGGGAUAGGAUGGAAGGACUCUAUCGAUGGACCAGAGGAUCCGAAAGGGUACCGGAUUUUGGGCGGGACCAAGCUAUACAACAAAGGGACGAUACAGGAGUUUUUGGCUAUCGACGAGGAGGAGCUGGAAGAGGUGCCGGAGCAUCUGUCAGAUGCCGAGGCAGCAUCAUUACCGGUUACUGCCUUGACAGCAUGGAGGGCGCUGAUCAAAGCUGGGGAGAGGAAUACGACCAAGGGGGCUGCCGUGCUGCUGACCGGAAUCGGGGGCGGCGUGGCCCUGAUGGCGCUGAAGCUCGCUGUGGCCAGGGGAGCAGAUGUAUAUGUGACCAGCUCGAGCGAGGAGAAAAUCCAGAAGGCAAUUGAGCUGGGGGCCAAGGGGGGAGUGAGUUAUAAGGAGGACAAGUGGGAUCAGAAGUUACUGGGCAUGUUGCCUACGGGGAAAGGGGCCUUUGAUGCGAUUAUUGACGGGGCUGGAGGCGAUUCCGUGGAUAAAGCCGUCAAGCUGCUCAAGGCUGGUGGCGUUCUUUGCGUGUAUGGGAUGACGGUCGCGCCGCAGAUGCCCUUUUCCAUGAAGGCAGUGCUGAAGAACAUCGAUGUCCGUGGCUGUACAAUGGGCUCGCGCAAGGAGUUCAAAGAGGUGAUCGAAUUUGUCAAGACGCAUAAGAUCCAUCCGGUGGUUUCGCGCGUUCUGCAGACCGACCUGGGGGAUAUCCCAGCGAUCGACGGGAUUUUCCAGGAUAUGAAGGACGGAAAGCAGUUUGGGAAGUUGGUGAUCGAGUUCGGGAAGGCGUCUGGAAGUAAGCUGUGAUCUGGAGAUCGCUGACGGUUAGCCAUUGUCUUAGGAGUCUGUAAGCGUGUAUAUUACGACGCGAGAAAUCAUCGAGAUGGAAGUACUUUCCCAAGCGCAAGUAGUGAAGCGCUCCUGCCCUGUACCAGACAUCUCUAGUAUUCUCCAUGUCGUGUUCCUUCCUGUAUCCAACUCACAACAGCCUCUGGUAUCAUCGUCGCCACUCCUUAGCCUUUAGCCAACAGCACGGUUAUCGUUUUAUACCAAGGAUAGUUGAACCACUCAU